Molecule: messenger RNA, 2682 nt
Organism: Armigeres subalbatus
Lineage: Eukaryota; Metazoa; Arthropoda; Insecta; Diptera; Culicidae
Exons: 4
Coding region: 1-2682 (893 amino acids)
Biological process (GO): proteolysis
Molecular function (GO): zinc ion binding; nucleic acid binding; aspartic-type endopeptidase activity
Source: RefSeq, a predicted model, not a curated record
AUGAACAACAUUCACGAUUCGGAUAACGAGUCCGUUGAUAACCGAAAUGACAUUGACCUUUGCUCCGAUUUCGUUCAUCCAGUCGUGUCUGGAGUUCAAGGCCAAGAUCUCGACAACAUUCAAGAUACCGUUAGUCAGGUCAUCGAUCCCUCCGCUGCAUCUGGAUGCAGUAAGACUUCAACGGACAGCAACGAACAGCGACUCCAAAGGAUGGAAAACGCACUGUUCGACAUCACCAAGGCAAUCCACUCUAUGCAAACGACACGAGCCACACCGUAUAUCCCUGACGCUGAUCAAAAUUGGUGCACUCCUGUCAGUAGCUCGGGUGACAUCGCUUUGCCCAGUAUUCGUUGGGACAACAUAAAACCAUUCCCAUCCGGAGUACCAGCGAAUAAGAUGUGGGAAGAAUGGAACCGGUACAUCGAAAAUUUUGAAAUUGCUGCUUCCCUGAGCAAUGCCAACGAUCCAGUUCGAAGAACGCAGUUGCUCUUUCUCUCGAUUGGGGACGAAUUGCAAAAUAUCGUCAGAGCGGCUAAAUUAAAACCGAGUUUGAACGAUGCAGGAUGUUACCGUAAUUUUGUCGACAAUAUUCGAAAACAUUUUCAGUCGAUGACGGAUUCAGCGGCUGAACAUGAAGCCUUCUCGAACAUGCGACAGGACAGAUCUGAAUCAGCAAUCGCUUUCCACGCUCGAUUAACGGCAAAAGUUCGACUUUGCGGAUACAGCUCAACAGAUCAAGACCGAUUUGUAAGGGCGCAGCUGUUGAAAGGUCUGAGGAAUAGAGAGUUGGUUAAGGCUGCAAGAACAUACGGACACGACACUAACUACAUAGUGCAAGCAGCUACUCGUGACGAAGCCUAUGAAGCGGAGACAGCAAUCCAAGCAUCAUCUCAGCCUUUUGAACAGUAUGCCAUCAACCGUGUACAACGACAGUCCCCACGACAACCGUCAUAUCGUGAGUCAUCCAGCAAACGUCCAAGGCCGGGAAGAAUGGUAGACAGAACAGAGUCUAAACGAUUCCGAAAUAAUCAGCAAGCACCGCGAAGAGAUUUGCAGGAACGGGGACGCCGUGCUCGCUGCCGCCGUUGUAAUGGUCUGCCUCAUUCGAAUUAUCCUUGCCCAGCGCUAAACAGGAACUGCAAUUCAUGUGGCGAACGUGGACAUUAUGCCGCUGCUUGCCGCCAAUCCCGGAUCCGUCAUCUCCAAAUCAAAUCCAAUGAUUCACCGACACGCGACAAUAACAUCGACCAUGCUCAGCAUGUAAACACACUUUCUCUCGAAGACGUGUUGGUCACCUGUCGACUAGGUUCAUCAAGUCCAGUCCAAAUGCUUGUGGAUUCUGGGGCUGAUGUCAAUGUAAUCGGUGGCAGAGAUUGGUUACGUCUCAAGCAAGAACAUUUGUCGGGCUUAGCUGACUUGAAAAUAGUAAAAAAUGCUAUGAAGAACAUUCAUGCAUUCGCUGCCAAAACUCCUAUGGUCGUGGAGUGUGCAUUCGAAGCAGAGAUAGUGGCGAUUAAUCAUCGCGGAUCAGCUACUAAAGGGAUAUUUCACGUGAUUUGUGGUGGAACGAGAUCACUACUUGGUCGUUCAACGGCAAGCGAUAUGGGGCUUCUACAUGUUGCAACUACCAACAGUCUUGAGGAUGCUGGUGAACGGGUAACAUUCCCAAAAAUGCCUGGAGUAAAAAUCAGAUUCAGCGUCGAUGAUAAAGUUCCACCUGUGAAGAAUGCCUAUUAUAACGUGCCAGCAGCUUUUCGUGAGGCAGCGAAACUACGUUUAGAGGAAAUGGAAUCGCAAGGCAUUAUCGAGAAGGUAACAAACGCUCCAAACUGGAUAAGUGGGAUGUCCGCAGUCGCCAAGGGAAAGAACGACUUUCGAUUGGUGGUCAAUAUGCGAGCCCCGAAUAAAGCUAUCAAUCGAGAGUAUUUCCGGCUGCCAUUAAUCGAAGAGAUGAAGGUGAAGCUCCACGGGUCGAAGUAUUUCAGCAAACUUGACCUCAGCAAUGCGUUCUAUCAUCUCGAACUGCACAAUGAAUCUAGGGAUCUCACCACAUUUUGUCAGAAAAUGGUUGAUGUUCGGGGUAAACUGCGCCCCGAAAUCUUCCAGAGAGAGAUGACGCGUAUUCUUAAGAGCGUGGAAAACAAAAUAAUUUAUAUCGACGAUGUACUCAUCUUCGCGGAUUCUCUUGAGGAAUUGCGUAAAACUGUCUGCGAAGUCUUGAACAUACUGAGGGCGAACAACCUAACGCUUAAUACCGCAAAAUGCGGCUACACAGUUGAAUACAUUCGAGGGUCAGAGAACAUUGCUGAUGCUUCUUCAAGGUUAUAUGUUGGAACCGACGAGCCAUUCGACGAUGACUGCAGUCCUUGGGAAAUUGCAACCCUGGAAGCCAAUGGUGUCGAUUUCAUCACCGACGAUGAAAUCAAAAAAGCCACAGCGGACGAUCGAACUCUUCAAGCAGUCAUGGAAGCUUUGUACUCAGAAUGUUGGCCGAAACACUUGCAAACAUAUCAGCGUCUGGAAGAAGAUUUGUCCAUACGAGAAAGCAUGUUGGUGAAGACGGGAUGCGUGGUGAUUCCAGAGGCGCUACGUCAACGUGUGCUGCACAUUUCGCAUCAGGGUCAUCCAUCGGCGGCGAAGAAUAAAGUAUCCUACGACAACGAGUGUGGUGGCCCGGCAUGA